GCCCCCUCGCCUGUUCCGGCCCCUCGGGUCAGGCCCUCCUGCCCCUCCCCCGCUGUGUGUCUCGCGUGUGGGGCGUGUGCAUGCGGGAGCGAACACACCCGCGGACCUGCCCUUUUGUUCCACCCUGACCUCUACCUCGUGCUGACCCGGCCGGGGGUGCAGGAGCUUCCUGCAGACGCGGCUCAGAGCGCAAGUACGGACGCAUCGGGAGCUCCUGCUGCCCCCACCCCUGCAUUCUCCAUUGGCUCUGGGAGGAGGUGCUUGGCGCUGCCGCGGCUGCAGCAUCUCCCGGGGAGCCACGACCCUGCGCCCGCUGCCGCUGUCACCAGCCUGGCCGGAGGGGCUCCGGUGCCCCGGGCUCCGCGAAUAAACCGGGCCAUCUGCACACCCCUCGGUGAGUUCCGCUGCUGUCCCCACCUUUGUUCUCACUGCACUGCUGAAGCCACGAGGUCGUGACACCGCCAGACACAGCGAUGCCCCUGCACUCAACGGGGGACAAACCCUUCGUUUCAAUGCCGCCACUCACCUUCCCCAGCCCAACAUCAACCAUUGAAAAUGGGUUUGUUCACACCCUGCCCGGCAGAAAGGAGUUCCCAGGCUCGCCCCUGAGCCCUGGUUCCCUGAGAUCUGCCGCCCACAGCCCCCUGGACUCCUGCAGCCAGCCCCUGUGCCAGCCCCAGGCUGAGAAGUGCGACCCCCAGGCGGCCCACGAGGUGCGCUACGUCUCAGCAGGGCCACAGGGCUCGGAGUGCGGCUGGCGGGCCUUCGCACCCAGGUGCCUGCAGGUCUUCAACACGCCCAAGGGCUUCCUGUUCUUCCUGUGUGCGGCCUCGUUUCUGCAGGGCAUGACGGUGAACGGCUUCAUCAACACCGUCAUCACCUCCAUCGAGCGCCGUUUCGACCUGCACAGCUACCAGAGUGGGCUCAUCGCCAGCUCCUACGACAUCGCCGCCUGCCUCUGCCUCACUUUUGUCAGCUACUUCGGGGGCAGCGGGCACAAACCCCGCUGGCUGGGCUGGGGCGUGCUGGUCAUGGGCGCCGGCUCGCUGGUGUUUGCGCUGCCUCACUUCACUGCCGGCCGCUACGAGGUGGAGGCCGACCAGGGGGUUGGGACGUGCCCAGCUAACCGGAGCAUGGCGUGUGCAGACAGCAGCUCAGGCCUGUCCGGCUACCGGCUGGUCUUCAUGCUGGGCCAGUUCCUGCAUGGCGUCGGCGCCACGCCACUCUACACGCUGGGUGUCACCUACCUGGAUGAGAACGUCAAGUCCAGCUACUCGCCUGUCUAUAUCGCUGUCUUUUACACCGCGGCUAUCCUGGGCCCUGCAGCUGGCUACCUGAUUGGAGGCACCCUGCUGAACAUCUUCACGGAAAUGGGUCGACGGACGGAGCUGACCACCGAGAGCCCACUGUGGGUCGGUGCCUGGUGGAUCGGCUUCCUGGGCGCCGGGGCGGCCGCCUUCCUCAUCGCCAUCCCCCUCCUCAGCUAUCCUCGGCAGCUGCCAGGCUCCCAGCGCUACGUGGUCAUGAGAGCAUCGGAAACGCACCAGUUGAAAGAUGGUGGUCCAAAGGCGGCAAGCAGCCCGGACUUCGGGAAAACCAUCAGAGACCUGCCUCUCUCCAUCUGGCUCCUCCUGAAGAACCCCACGUUCAUCCUGCUGUGCCUGGCCGGGGCCACCGAGGCCACCCUCAUCACCAGCAUGUCCACAUUUGGCCCCAAGUUCCUCGAGUCCCAGUUCAGCCUGAGUGCCUCAGAAGCUGCGACCUUAUUUGGGUACCUGGUGGUACCGGCAGGCGGCGGUGGCACGUUCCUGGGUGGCUUCUUUGUGAACAAACUGAAGCUCCGCAGUCCCGGCAUCAUCAGGUUCUGCCUGCUGUGCGCCCUCAUCAGCCUGCUGGCCUUCUUUGUCUUCGUCACACACUGCCCCAGCGUGCCCAUGGCGGGUGUGACGGCCAGCUACAGCGGGAGCCUCCUGCCCCAGCCUGAGGGCCUAGACCUCACGGCCGCCUGCAACGCAGCCUGUGGCUGCCAGCUGGAGCACUACAACCCCGUGUGCGGCUCUGACGGCGUCCUGUACUUCUCGCCCUGCCACGCAGGGUGCCCUGCGAUGGCCGAGACUAGCCCAGGUGGCCGGAAGGUCUACCGAAACUGUAGCUGCGUCCCUCAGAACUUUUCCUCUGGUUUUGGCUACGCUACUGCAGGGAAAUGUACCUCAGCUUGUCAGAGAAAGCCCCUCCUUCUGGUUUUCGUGUUCGUUGUUAUUUUCUUUACAUUCCUCAGCAGCAUUCCUGCACUCACAGCAACUUUACGUUGUGUCUGCGACCAGCAGAGAUCCUUUGCCCUGGGAAUCCAGUGGAUCGUAGUUAGAACACUAGGGGGCAUCCCCGGGCCCAUCGCCUUUGGCUGGGUGAUUGACAAGGCGUGCCUGCUGUGGCAGAACCAGUGCGGCCACCAGGGUUCCUGCUUUGUGUACCAGAACGCGGCCAUGAGCCGGUACAUGCUCAUCGCGGGGCUCGUGUACAAGGUGCUGGGCUUCCUCUUCUUUGCCAUUGCCUGCUUCCAGUACAAGCCCCCGUCGGGGUCUUCGGACGGCUCGGAAGAUUCUCUGCCCAGCCAGUCCUCAGCCUCCAACAACCUCACGGACCUCCAGCUCCAGAGGGACGUCUGACCCCUUCCCCACCCCCGGGGACACAGCAGCCACUUAGCAUCCCCUGAGAGCAAGAGCCACCUGCCCUCCAGACUCAUCUAACUUCUUGGAAGGGCCGAACACCCGGGAAAAUCCCACAUUGGGUUCUGGGGCCUGCAGGGCUGUCCCAAGGUUGAGGUGGAGCCGAUGGGCCUCAGGGGACAGAGCCUGAAAAACAUGAGAGAAACCAUGAGGCUCCUGGAAUGGGUGCACGUCCUCCCGGCCCAGGGUCCACACGUCUGUGGGUGCCUGCCCGGCGCUGCCAUCUGCGUUGCUGUGACAAAGCGUGAAGCCCAGUGAGAUGGCUGUGCCCCAGGGGACGCCAUCCUGUGGAACCUCCUACUUGACACAGAGUUUAAAGUCUGCCGUCAGCUCUGCCCUCGGAGCUGCACAGCCUCAGCAGUGGGUAUAACUUACAUAGCUAUAUAUUUAUGGACGUAUAUUUUGCAUAAAAAUGUAUUUAUAGAAUUUAUUUUAUACCUGAGAGCGUGGUGUGCGUAC
This is a messenger RNA of Cynocephalus volans (Philippine flying lemur), 3185 nucleotides long. It is a transcript of the gene SLCO4A1, whose product is annotated as solute carrier organic anion transporter family member 4A1. The record is from RefSeq and is a predicted model, not a curated record. Gene Ontology annotation, molecular function: thyroid hormone transmembrane transporter activity; protein binding. NCBI's taxonomy places the organism in Eukaryota, Metazoa, Chordata, Mammalia, Dermoptera, Cynocephalidae. The transcript is spliced from 13 exons. The coding region runs from base 474 to 2666 and encodes 730 amino acids. Gene Ontology annotation, biological process: sodium-independent organic anion transport; transmembrane transport. Gene Ontology annotation, cellular component: plasma membrane.